GCUCAUUCCGGGACAAGAGGAAGUCAGUCCCUGCACCGUGGGCCUGUGCCUCUCUGCCCCCUGCCCAGAGGAAGGGGGAAGCCAGGGGCGCCUCUGGGGCCCAGCCCCCCAAUCCCUCCCAGCAGAGGAAGCCAAGGGCGGCGCAGCAACAAUGGAAACCAGCCAAUUCAGCAGCAAGAGGAAUCAGCUCAGACACCAGGAAGACAUCCAGAGGUCCCCUGAGAAGUGUAACCAAGCCUCUGAAGGGUUCCAUGUAAAGAAGCCCUAGUCUACACGCUCUGUGCCUGAUGGAGGAAGCAGCAGUGCAUGGAGCACCAAGCUGUUCUCAAAAGACCAUCUGCUUUAUCUGAAGACUUUGAGCCACUGAAGAGCUGGGACGCUCGAGCACCAUCUUACCUGAGUCGGGGACAAGUGACUUGAAUACACGCUAUUUCUUGGCAGCUGCGGAAUCCUGUCUGGGAGCAGGUCUCUGGGGCAGGAUGGCCCAGGAGCUAAGCGAGAAGGAGCUACUGAAGAUGGAGGUGGAACAGCUGAAGAAGGAAGUGAAGAACCCAAGAGCUCUGAUUUCCAAGACAGGAAAGGAAAUCAAGGAGUAUGUGGAGGCUGAAGCAGGAAACGACCCUCUCCUCAAAGGCAUCCCUGAAGACAAGAAUCCCUUCAAAGAAAAAGGUGGUUGUUUGAUAAGCUGAUGGCCCUGGAGCCCCUCCCCCUGGAAAUCUGUCCCUGC
Messenger RNA from Nyctereutes procyonoides (raccoon dog), 727 nucleotides. It is a transcript of the gene GNGT2, whose product is annotated as G protein subunit gamma transducin 2. Gene Ontology annotation, molecular function: G-protein beta-subunit binding. Gene Ontology annotation, biological process: G protein-coupled receptor signaling pathway. Lineage: Eukaryota; Metazoa; Chordata; Mammalia; Carnivora; Canidae. Bases 480 to 689 code for a protein of 69 amino acids. The transcript is spliced from 6 exons. The record is from RefSeq and is a predicted model, not a curated record. Gene Ontology annotation, cellular component: heterotrimeric G-protein complex.